AUGUUUUCAUUUAAAAUCUUUAUAUUACUUGUGAUAUUACACUGUGCAAUUUGUCAACCUAUAGCCACAACAAAUGUGGCGGAAACAGCCACAUUAGUGGAAGAUUAUCCUGCUGUGAUUACUACCAAAAAUAAUUUGGAAUCUGCUGCUGUUGAAGCUGAACAGAAAAGUGAUUAUAAUGGUGAACGUUAUGCAAGACACAUUGGAGGUGGUGUUAUAGGAGGAGGUGUUAUUGGAGGUGGUGUUAUAGGUGGUGGUGGUUUUGCUGCUCCAGUUUAUGCUCCUCCUCCAGUAUCUGUGGUAUCAGCAGUUCCAGUUGUUACAACAGUUCCGGUCGUAACGACAAUACCAUCAUAUCCUGUCUAUGGUGGAUAUGGAGGUUAUGGUGGUGGUUAUGGUGGAGGUUAUGGCGGUGGAUUUGGUGGCUAUGGAGGUGGUUUGGGUGCUGGCUUUGGAGUUGCUAAAUUUAAAGUUAAAGGAUUUGGUAUAGGUGGUGGUUUCUUGGGUUAA
Lucilia sericata (common green bottle fly) is the source of this 510-nucleotide messenger RNA. Its product is annotated as shematrin-like protein 2. Lineage: Eukaryota; Metazoa; Arthropoda; Insecta; Diptera; Calliphoridae. The record is from RefSeq and is a predicted model, not a curated record. The coding region runs from base 1 to 510 and encodes 169 amino acids. The transcript has a single exon.